AUGAAACAGUGUCUUUAUCAUUCUGAAAUUAUUUACUCAAACAAUCCCAAUUUCACAAUUCGAGAAGAUGGCUCAUUGUAUACAACAAGAGAUGUUUCAUUGACUUCCCAUGAAAUCAUCAUCACCAUAUUCCUUAAAAGCAAUCAUGAACAGGAACAAAAGAAAAUACAUAUUAGUUUGCUCACACAUUCAAAAAAGGUCCCAAUAGCAAAGGCAACACAUUUACGAGAUACUUUUCUUAAACGAACUAAACGGAGAUGGGCUCCUGUCCCAACUAUUUUAAUGGAGAACUCACUUGGACCUUAUCCAAUGCAAAUUCAACAGCUGCUUUCCGACACAUCCGUAACAUACGAUAUCAGAUACUCCAUAAGUGGUCAUGGUGUUGACAAGCCACCAUUUAAUUAUUUCUACAUUGAGGAAGACACUGGAAAUCUCUUUGUUACCUGUCCAAUCGAUCGGGAAGAGUACCCAGAAUUUCAGUUGAUUUGCUAUGCAAUGACAGCAGAUGGAUAUACACCAGAGAUACCGCUUGUGCAUAUAAUUAGAAUAGAGGAUGAUAAUGAUAAUGCUCCAGUGUUUGAGCAGGACGUUUAUACUUUUCAUGUCUUUGAAAACUGUGGGAUUGGGACGCUAGUUGGACAAGUGACUGCAACAGACAAUGAUGAGCCAUACACCUUACAUACUGAAGUGAAAUACAGAAUUGUGUCCCAGGAUCUUCAAAGUUAUCAGAAUUUAAGGGUAUUUGCUAUAAAUCCAGAUUCAGGUUCUAUUACGGUGGUAACAUCACAUCUGGACAGAGAGACAACACCAGAGUAUAAGCUACAAAUUGAAGCAAGAGAUAUGGGAGGCCAGGAUUUCGGUCUGUGCACUACAGCAAAAGUUAUAAUUACAGUUGGAGAUGUAAAUGACAAUGCUCCACAAUUAGAACAAAAUGUGUAUGAAGUGAAAAUAUAUGAAAACGAAGAGAACAUAGAAAUAUUGUGCAUUCCUGUAAGAGAUAAUGAUGAAGCUGGGACUUCUUCAUGGUUGGCUGCAUUCACAAUUAUAAAAGGAAAUGAAGAUAAUGUUUUUUCUAUGAAUAUUGAUCAAGAGAGGAAUGUCGGGUGUUUAGUUGCUUUAAAGGGACUGGACUAUGAAACUUCCAAGGAGAGAAGAUUAGAAAUUGUUGUAAAUAAUGAAGCACCUUAUGUCCUAGCACCAAAUUCAAGACCCCCAUCAAGAAACCCCACCACAAUUGUGAUUGAAAUUAUGGAUGUGGAUGAGGGGCCAACAUUUGCCUCUGAAUAUAUUAUAACUUUAAGGGAAUCUUUCCCAAAAGGAACAGUGGUUGGAAUCUAUCAAGCGUAUGACCCAGAAACUGGAGAAAGCACAGGCAUAAGUUACGGAAUAAUAAAUGACCCAUGCAGUUGGAUCACCAUUGAUGAAACAGGACAGCUGAGCACCACUACAAUUUUAGACAGAGAUAUAUUAAAUGAGGAAUACAGUCAAUGCAUUGUAACAGUCUCUGCAACUGACCAAAGUGGUAAAACAGGUGUAGGGAAAAUUGUGAUAAGCAUCAUGGAUGAGAAUGACAAUUUCCCAGUGAUUACUACAAAGAAUUACACCAUGUGUAACGACAAAACGCCAAUUUGUAUUACGGCCUUUGAUGCUGAUCUACCUCCAUACACAGGACCUUUCCAUUUUGAAAUAGAGACUCAAAUGGGCUUAACAUGGAGGUUAACACCAAAUGAUGAUGAAUCAGCAUUGCUUUCACCCAUGGAAGAUAUUGACUAUGGCUAUUAUAUAAUACCUGUUAGGAUAUACGAUAAUGAGGGUAACAGUGGAAUAAGCGAAAUAACAGUUCACUACUGUGACUGUGAAAUUCCAAGUAAUUGUUCUGAACGCAGCACAGUCGCCGCUCUGGAGCAUGGAGAAAUCCCUGUAGAUCGCGUUCCGUAUCAAGCAGAAUCUGCUUUUGGUCCCUGGGGCAUUGCUGCAACAGUCAUUGGAUCAGUAUUAUCAAUGUCGGGCAUGAUGGUACCCUGUGGUUAUUGGCUCUAUAAAAGAAAUUCAAAUACUGAAGAAGCGCCUGGAGAAGAAGCUGGAGAAGCGUCUAAUAAUGCAGCUUUUGAGAACUUAAUGAUGUCAAACACAGAGGCACCAGGUGAAGAAAUGACAGUUCUAAAUAUACUUCCAGCGAGUACGCUGAAGACAGCUGUAAGCAUGAGCACAGUUGCAGAGAAAACGGGAAAGCAGGAAAGUUUGGAAGUGAUAAAAGGAGCAGGCCAGCACCCACCAGAAUUGGUCAAAGGUGGAGGAAAUACACUGGCAGCAUCUUUACUUGAUAUCAGAGGGCAUCGCAAACCAGAAUUAGUCAAAGGAGGAGGAAAACUCUUGGCAUCAUCUUUACAUGAUAUUACAGGGCAUCACAAACCAGAACUAGUCAAAGGCGGAGGAAAUAUCAUGGCAGCAUCUUUACAUGAUAUUAGAGGGCAUCGCAAACCAGAAUUAUUCAAAGGUGGAGGAAAUCACUUGGCAGCAUCUUUACACAAUAUCAAGCAACCCUUACGGAGUUCCUCCAGAGAUUUGUGCUCACAAUGGCAGGAUUUUACCAAUCCUCAUUUAGCUAAAGUAAGCAUUCUGAUACAGAUUUCCUAUGGUUUAUGUUUGGAUUAA
Molecule: messenger RNA, 2655 nt
Organism: Zootoca vivipara (common lizard)
Lineage: Eukaryota; Metazoa; Chordata; Lepidosauria; Squamata; Lacertidae
Source: RefSeq, a predicted model, not a curated record